Messenger RNA from Pogona vitticeps (central bearded dragon), 5359 nucleotides. RefSeq names its product autophagy related 16 like 1 (gene ATG16L1). Gene Ontology annotation, molecular function: protein-membrane adaptor activity; protein binding. NCBI's taxonomy places the organism in Eukaryota, Metazoa, Chordata, Lepidosauria, Squamata, Agamidae. The record is from RefSeq and is a predicted model, not a curated record. Gene Ontology annotation, cellular component: Atg12-Atg5-Atg16 complex; autophagosome membrane; phagophore assembly site membrane. Gene Ontology annotation, biological process: autophagosome assembly.
GUUUGUUGUUGUUUCCCUCUCGUGGUUGCUUCUUCUCGCCGUCGUUUGGCAAAGCCCUUCACCGCAGCCAUUUUCUAAAGGGCUGGCCAGCGCACUCGCCAAACGGUAAACCUUGCGCUAAAUAAAAGUCAAGACGAGAGAUCUGCCGGCCGCCUCAAGGGCGGCAGCAACAACCAUGAAGGAACCGUGACUACCGUGGGGUUCAAGCUACAGCGGAUAGGCAAACCCGAAGGCUUCGUCGUCAGGCGCUGCGGAGCUGCCGCGUGACGUCAUGAGCCCGCGACUGAGGGAAGGAAGGCCCCUCGGCUUUAGUAUGCGACUUGGAGCGAACUAGUGCCUGAAGGAAGUUGCUGUGGGACUGGGAUGGGGGCCGCGGCCCGGCGGAGGGGUGGUGAAAGGGUUCUGCCGACGAGCCGCGCUCCCAGCCGCCUGCCUGCUCCUUGAGGAUCCGCGAGGAGACUCUCUUCGUGCUUCUCCUCCUUUCCCGCCAGUGGGCCCGGGUCGGCUUAGGAUGUCUGGGCGGCUUUCCUCCCUUAUCCGCUCCCUCCAGCCUGCCCUGUGGACUUUUCAGUGUUUCCCGUUUGCAUUUCCUUCUCCUUCCCGCCCUUGAUUAGGCUGCCAGGCCCGUUUGGCUGGUUCUGCCACCCCACCCACCGACCCCACUUCGCCUAGCUGCCUCAAGGGUCAGCGUUCCGCUCUCUUAAGACUCCUUGUUGGAGGUGGAGGCUCAGGUCUUCGUCGGCGUGCCAAGGAGGGCCGAUCUUUGGUAAGAUGUCUUCGGGACACAAAACAGGGAGCUUCCCCGCCUGGAAGCGGCACAUCCUGGAUGAACUGAGGAGGCGGGAUCGGCUACAAAGGCAGGCUUUUGAAGAGAUCAUCUUACAAUAUAAUAAGCUCCUGGAGAAGUCAGAUUUCCAUACAGUGCUGGCAGACAAACUACAAGUGGAAAAGUAUGACUUACCAAGUCGGCAUGAAAUCAGUCCAGGACAUGAUGGGGCAAGAAAUGAUGCUCAUUUGCAAGAAAUAGCCCAGCUGAGAAUCAAACAUCAAGAGGAACUAACCGAGUUGCACAAGAAACGUGGUGAGUUGGCCCAGUCUGUUAUCGAUCUGAACAACCAAAUACAACAAAAGGACAAAGAAAUGCAGCUAAAUAAUGCAAAGAUUGCAGAAUAUUUGCAAAAGAUAUCUGAAAUGGAGACAGAGUGCCAGGAUCUGCGCAACAAGUUACAAGAUCUUGAACGAGCCAAUCAAACUCUCAAGGAUGAAUAUGAUGCUCUCCAGAUCACCUUUACUGCUCUUGAAGAAAAAUUAAGAAAAACUACUGAAGACAAUCAAGAGCUGGUAACACGCUGGAUGGCAGAGAAGGCUCAAGAAGCUAAUCGGCUCAAUGCAGAAAAUGAGAAGGAUUCAAGAAGACGACAAGCUAGGCUUCAGAAGGAACUAGCAGAAGCCGCAAAGGAGCCACUACCUGUUGAACAGGAUGAUGAUAUUGAAGUGCUUGCAGAUGAAACAGCUGAGGCAGCUGAUGAGACCUCUCCGGUGCGGACUGUCACACGGACAUCCAGUAAGCGACUCUCCCAACCAGCUGGAGGCCUUCUGGACUCUAUCACUAAUAUCUUUGGUCUGUCUGAGUCUCCCCUUUUGGGACAUCACUCUUCUGAUACUGCCAGGAGGCGCUCUUUGUCCUCAUGUCCUGCCCCUCAAGAUAAUGUGGAUGUACAACCAGGUGCAAUCAAAGAGGUGCGAGUUCCUAACACUGCAGUGUGUGUCUUUGAUGCUCAUGAUGGGGAGGUGAAUGCGGUGCAGUUCAGUCCUGGCUCUCGGUUACUGGCAACAGGCGGCUUGGACAGGAGAGUCAAACUCUGGGAAGUCUCUGGAGACAACAGUGAAUUGAAAGGCUCCUUGUCUGGCAGUAAUGCGGGGAUUACAAGCGUAGAGUUUGAUAGUGCCGGUUCUUAUUUAUUAGCAGCUUCAAAUGAUUUUGCCAGCAGGAUCUGGACUGUAGAUGAUCAUCGGUUACGGCACACACUCACAGGGCAUAGUGGAAAAGUCUUAUCAGCUAAAUUCCUCUUGGGCAAUGCACGCAUUGUGUCUGGGAGCCAUGACAGAACCCUCAAGCUGUGGGACCUGCGCAGCAAAGUCUGUAUAAAGACUGUGUUUGCAGGCUCCAGCUGCAAUGAUCUAGUGUGCACUGAGCAGUGUGUGAUGAGUGGGCACUUUGACAAGAAAAUUCGUUUUUGGGAUAUUCGAACUCAGUGUGUAGUACGGGAAAUUGAAUUGCUGGGUAGAAUUACCGCUUUAGAUCUGAAUCCAGAGAGAACAGAACUCCUCACCUGUUCUCGAGAUGAUCUAUUAAAGAUUAUUGAUCUCAGAGUCAAUAAUGUCAGACAGACUUUUAGUGCCCAGGGGUUUAAAUGUGGAUCUGAUUGGACCAGAGUUGUAUUCAGCCCCGAUGGAAACUAUGUGGCAGCUGGCUCAGCAGAAGGAUCACUCUAUAUUUGGAAUGUGCUCACUGGAAAAGUGGAAAGGGUGCUUUCCAAACAGCACAGUAACUCCAUCAAUGCUGUAGCAUGGUCACCCUCUGGAGCCCAUGUGGUCAGUGUGGACAAAGGAAACAAGGCUGUGCUGUGGUCUGAAUUUUGACUGAAUUAUCCAAAAACCAGCAUGCCAAAAACCUGCAUGGGAGGGUAAUGGUCUGUGUCCAUCCGGACAAGGCAGAAGUUGCAAGUCUGGCUCCAGUCAGUGAUCUUUUGCUAAGUGUACAAGCGGCACUCUGGGAAAGAAUCUCCUGAUGUAUCAGCCAUGGAAGAAAAGCCCAUCCCAUCUAAAGUGCAUUGCAAGCAUUCAGCCUGGCAAAGGAUUGGCCACAUUGGUGGAGAUCCAGUCAUUUUUAAGAUGUGCCAUCUGUGCACUGGAAAGAGUUUCCUCACCAGACAGCUGUGCCAAAUGGUUCCUGGAACAGUUCCUACAACACUUCAAGCUUUUGAGUGCUCUAGCAAAGUUCCUCUAUGUCUUGAGUUUAUGCAUGAACCUGUGUCCUCUAUUAUGGGCUAGCUAAGAUGAGAGGUGAAGGAUUGUUAAACAUAGGAAGGGGUGGGAUCUUGACUGCAGUUGUACUGAAAGAAGCCAAUAAAUUUGGCAGUUGUGUCCGCAGAGCUACUAGCACUUAAAUAAAUCACAGUUCCCUGUAUCAGCUUAACUUAUAUUAGAAAAAGAUUUUCAGGCCUGUAUCCUGCAGAGGCUUUCUGCCUGGUUUAGAUGGAGAGUGGUAGAGAGCAUUUUGAUUUGACCCAGUUUGUCCUGGGUUUUAAUUACGGGAUCGAGCAAGAAGUGCUGCUGCUGCUGCGAUGAAGAAUGUAUGACUUCAGCACCAAUACCAAAUAUACGGUUACUUCUGCAGCCCAACCGUCCUUCUGUACUGAAGCCUCUUGUGCACAGAGGAGUCAGAGGAUGAUAGAGACCUGAAUGUAAAUGUCCUGGUGCUGGCAAAUCCAGAUCACUUGCCUCUGAAAAAUGUGCAAUAUUAUUUCUGUGUUGGAGCUUUCCCUUUGCCAUGGGCCAGGCUUGUUGGCCUGUGUCCCUUGGCACAUAAAUGCACAAUAUAAUUGAGGAUUACUAACUUGUGGCAUUGAACGUUCAUCCAGCCAAAUACUUUUCCACAUCUAGUGGGCUGUGAGACAAGCCACCAGCAUUUAAUUGCCUUUUAAUUUGCACUUUAAUUUUGCUUCCUUCCUAAGCUUGCUCUGUCAGGAAGUGUUUAUAUUGAAGGGCAGAGGUGAGCAGAAUUUCUUGUGUCCGGGGCUUUAAGAUGAAACCCCUUCAUUUUGAUAACUUCUGCAGAGAAAAAUAGGAAGUACACAGGACAAACAUUAUUUAUUGUAUUAAUCCGCCCACUAGUACUUGACUUAUAAAUAAACCUGUGUCCUGCUUCUAAAUUGACACUGUUCUCCUCUUCUUCUUUUACUGUGGGUCUGCCAGGGAACAUGGAGAGAGAAAGGAUGGAGAGGACUGCAUUCUCGGCCAAGCAGUUAUGUCAUGGGAUAUAAAUUGUUAGAAGGGAGACAGGUUUGUGAGGAGGGAAUAGGUUGGAGGCUCUUUAGGAGAUGCUGGUGGACUAUGCUUGCUAAUGCAUUCUGCUUCUUCCUAUGAGCCACAAAAAGGGGAAGGCAAGAGAAAGAGAGCUUUUUAAUUAUUUCUUAAUGUGCAUAAUAGCCUAGCUCAGCAUUGCACUAGGGAAUCUGCUUGUGAGGACAAUGGAAGGUCAAGUGGGUUCUUCAUAUACCAGGAAGGGGCGGUGCUGGAUAGAGCUUAUGGGGCUUAAGUUAUUUUCAAUGCACUCUACAGCGUUUUCUUUCUCUCUCCAAUAUGCUCAGCAUGGCUCACAAUAGUCUUAACAUUUUUUCCUAUUUGAUUUGUCUUGCUUCUUUCUAAUGCUCUGUACAAAAACAGUGUUUAAUAAUUAAAAUAAAGUGGCAUCAAAAAUUUCAAGGUUAUUUAAAAGAACAAUUGCACACCACAAAAAAGACAGAAAUAAUGUGUCCAUGCAUCUGGAACAUUUUCCCUUGAUUCAUACUAUCCAAACCUCAAUUCCUGCCUGGCUGAUAUAAAAAUAGCUCCUCUUUGUUUGCUGUAGUUUUAUUACCUCUGCAUCAUUCCCGUGUUUACUGGGGGAAUAACAGGUGCCAUCAUAAAUGUCCCUGAUGGGUUACAUCCUCCCUUUUCAAGGUCUGUCAAGAAGGUAAUAUCCAGAGCUAAACACACUUUGCUGAAGAAAAGUUGCAGAGUUGUGACUGUAAGCCAGAUAACUGGAAUCUGCUGCUUGUCUCCUUGUUAUAGUUGUUCUAUAUACGACAGAUACCAGGACUGAAAAAUGAUAAAUCUGGUAGGCAUGAACACUCUUCAGACUGAGGAUGAGGUUGAGAAAUAGGGCAUAGUGAAUUCUGGUAUAUGACUGCCAUCUGGGUCAUUAGCGUAGAAAUAUCCUCUGUCCUACAUUGGCAUAAAACUCAGAACUGCUUGAGGACUUUGGCUAAGAAUGCCAGUUACCAAUGUGAUUUUCACAUUUGGUUGUUGCACAAAGCUACAUCUGCGAAACAGGAAGAAGUGUAACUUUUUUCCUAGAGUAAAAUUAGCCACCUCAAAUCAUGAGUGAAUUUAGCUGCUAAAUAGUGCUGUGGGAACUGAAAAAAAUGUAUAGUGGGAGAAAUCAAAUCAGUUGGGGGUAAAGAGCAUACGUGUUGGAACAUUAGUAACAUGUCCUGAACUUUCUAGUCACCUUAAUUAAAUACAAGAAUCACAGUAUUGUCCUGUCUUAAACACUGUACAGAUAACCUCUGGGAAUUAAAACUCUUGAAAUUUU